AUGGCUAUCGAUAUGCACAGCAGCAGCAGCAGCAGCAGCAGCAGCAGCAGCAGCAGCAGCAGCAGCAGCAGCAACUGCAGCAACGGGGAUGCAGCAGCAGCAAAGUGUAUUCACUGGACAGAGGAGACAGGAGACAGCACAAAGGAGACAAAGGAGACAGUACAGAGAGGAGACAGGAGACAGCAGAAAGGAGACAGGAGACAGCUGAGAGGAGACAGGAGAGACAGGAGACAGCAGAGAGGAGGCAGGAGACAGUACAGAGAGGAGACAGGAGACAGAAAAAGGAGACAGGAGACAGCAGAGAGGAGACAGGAGACAGAAAAAGGAGACAGGAGACAGAAAAAGGAGACAGGGAUACACCCCGUUCUCUAUCUGCAGCAGCACGAGACAACCCCACCUCCUCAGCAGUGCUGCAGCAGCAACAGCAACAGCAGCAGCAGCAGCAGCAGCAGCAAACACAGCAGCAGCAGAAAUAUUAAGCUGCACGGAAAGACUGCAGACACGGGGAGGGACGUACAACAGCAGAAGGAGACAAAGGAGACAGAAAAAGCAAACAAACAAAAGAUAGAAAGGAGACAAAGGAGACAGAUGAGAGAGGAGACAAAGGAGACAGAAAGGAGACAAAGGAGACAGGUGAGAGAGGAGACAAAGGAGACAGAGAGGAGACAAAGAAGAAAGCUGCGAGAGCGGCGAAAAAGGGGACAGAAAGGAGACAAAGGAGACAGAGGAAAGAGAGGAGACAGAGAGGAGACAGAGAAGAAAGCUGCGAGACAGGAGACAAAGGAGACAGAAGAGAGAAGAAAAGGAGACAAAGAGGAGACAGAGAGGAGACAAAGAGGAGACAGAGAGGAGACAAAGAGGAGACAGAGAGGAGACAACGAGGAGACAGAGCGGAGACAGAGAGGAGACAGAGAGGAGACAAAGAGGAGACAGAGAAAAGAAAAAGGAGACAGAGAAAAGAAAAAGGAGACAGAGAGAAACCCUCACACUCUAGCUAGCUUAUAA
This is a messenger RNA of Eimeria mitis, 1005 nucleotides long. RefSeq lists its product as uncharacterized. The record is from RefSeq and is a predicted model, not a curated record. The transcript is spliced from 4 exons. NCBI's taxonomy places the organism in Eukaryota, Apicomplexa, Conoidasida, Eucoccidiorida, Eimeriidae. Bases 1 to 1005 code for a protein of 334 amino acids.